UGUGGUUGGCUCUGAUUCCUUCGUGGAUCCCCAACAUCUGCCUAGUGUGGGGAGCCAAUGGUUAAUGGAUCCAGCUCCCCAACAGACCACAGCAAUGCCCUGGCUCCUCUUCAUGCAGCUAGUGGAUAUGUGCUUUGCUCUCCAAGGAGCGUGCUGCAAGGCCUGCUUUGCAGAGCGUUCCCACAAAGUGUGCUUGUUCCACAUCAAUAAUCCCUUUAUCACAAUGAUUCCUCAUGUUGGACAACAUUUCACAAAGUGCAUCUCAGUCUAUUGUUCUGCCUGUAUGGCUGUGCCACUGAUGACUGGAGCGCACACUGGCCAUCUCAAACAUGGGUAAGCACGAGGUGGCACAAUAGCAAUUAUAGCUCUGAGCAUGACUGACCUCUACCACCAGUAAACUAUAGGAAGCAGCCAACUAUUUAUGUAUUCACCUACCUAUCCCCCUUCCUGCAGCUGUACUGAGCUCACUGAUGAGUCCCUGACCUGAAGAGCUUGCAAACAAGCUUUGGAUUGACAGGCAUAACAACACGAACUGCAGGAGGAAUCAGCUGCUGUAACUAGCCCUUGUGUUCAGGUUGGGGCAGCCAAGGACACAUGUUCAUCAUUUAAAGAUGACCCUGCCUUGGGGUCUCCCAAAGACUGACUCCCUUGCCUACACUCCCUACUGAGGGAUGUGGUCAGUGGGCAUGGUGGGGUGGGUUGGGGUUGGACUGGAUGAUCUUAGAGGUCUUUUCCAACCCAACAAUUCUGUGUCUUUCUGGGUAAAUGUAGGCAGCUGCACGCAGUGCCCAUUUUUCAGGGUCUCUUCAUCACUCAGGGAGCUGCUGGUGGCAGCAUGUGGCAACCAGGCGCUGGGGUGGCACAGCACAGUCCCUGUCUGCUGCCAUCACUCUGCACUGCUUGGGCCCCAUACAGCCCCAGAGCGCACUGUAAAUAGUCGGAAGCGAUGAAUGGAUUUCCCCUUCCUCUCCAUGUGUGCUUUAGAUUUUUGGCCGGAUACAGCAUGGGCUUGGGACACACCAAAACAUGGAUCUUUCUCCCCGGCAGGCCAGGCUUUCACAUGGGAACUGCUCAAUAUGCUGCUUGCAGAGCAGUGUGUGGUCAAGUGGGUAAAGAUUGCAGUGAUUUCCUCAGGAAUGCCAUGCAUUUACCCUUGCCCUGCACCUGCCUGAGCCCACCCUGGCCUUACAAGGUCCCUCGGCAUACAGUGCGGCUGCAGCCAUGGCAAGGCCCCGAGCUUUCCCCUGGGUGUAGCCCAAGGACAGGCGGUUUCUGAAACAGGAAAGAGGGAGACAGGCUGGAAGGCGGUCAAGGAAAGCCAGGCUUUCUGCUGCUUCCAGCUUCCUCCCAGACGUGUUUAUGGCCCUGCAGAGCAAUCUUCUCCCCCCAGCAGCUGCUGCCCUCCUGCCCAGGCUGUCCAGCUGUUUUCUGCUGUGAGGGCUCUGCUCAGCCACUGCCGAACUAACCCCCCUGCCUUGUGGCAGAAUGGCUGUGAGGUCCCCACUUCCCUGCCACUCAGCCCUGCAGGGACAUGGAUGGGGCUGUGGAUGCUGGUACCCUGCUGGGGCAUUCUGUACACACUGCACUACCAUACCGGCAUGUGGAAGUGCGGGGGAAAGCAGCAAGGCAAGGAACAGCAGCAGGACUUCGCUACCACUUGGUCAGCUCUCUGAGGUGAGGACAUGAGUUGGUGGCCCAUGCAGGCUCAUGGUGGUCAAGGUGUCCUGAGGUCUGCAUGGCCUCGGUGCCGGGGGCAGAGCCCUUGAGGGUCAGCUCCCGCCUGCGGCUCCUGGAGUCAGGGCUGGCUCUGAACAAUGGGUGGAGAGCAGGAAACGCCGCAUGGGAAACAGGAUUUGGCUCCGCCGCCGCCGCCGCCAGCCGCGGCCCCUUGGCCCCUUUCCUUUCCCUGCUCCACAGAGCCCUUCCCAUAGCCGCGGGGCACGCCGAGGCGAUGAGGAUGCCGCUGCACGAGCAGGCUCGGGCGUGAGACCCUAACUAUUGCAGGCAAGAAAGGGGCUGGGAUACCACCCGGUCACGCUGGGGCUCAGCAUGGCUGGGGGCACCCUGAGCAUGCCAUUCUAGCCCCACGGGAGAGCCCCACCGGGCAGCAAACCUCAGUGGCCCCUUUGCCACACAGCUGGGCAGCAGCCGAGUGGGUGGGGACGAAGGCAUCAUUCACACCAUGCCCCAGCUAUGAUCCAGAGGAAGGGGUCCUGCCCACCCCGGUCGUCAAGCAAGAGUGCUGGGGCAAGAUGGAGAGUGUGGGACAGGGGUCCUGAGCCUCCACUCAUGUGGAGCCCCUAGGCAAUUGCUACCACUGGCUCUGUCACCCGUGGCUGGGAUGUGCUGGAUAUUUUCCUGUGCCAGAUUUGGGACACAUUUCAAGGACAUGGGACUCCAGUUCUAUCUUCUGCUUCUCCUCCCAUGGAUGGCAGGGGCCAUUCUGGAUAUCACCCUGAUUGCCAAUGUGCAGAGCCUGUCCCACUCUGACUUCUUCCUCUCCUGCAUCAUGGGGGAGCGCGACGUGAGCUACCUGCAGAUUGAGCGGGAGAACAAGAUUGUGAUGACACACCCCAAGACAGGCUUCCAAAACUACCGCAACCGCAGCAACUACGUCCAGGCCAGGGGCUUCUCCAUGCCUGACCUGGUAGGGAUCCUCUACUGCCUGGGGCGCACACCAACAGAGCAGGCCCAGGUGGUCUAUGUGCACAACAGCCACAAUGCCCACCUCUUUCCAGUGAAGGCCACGCAGUCUGUGAACGUCGGCGAACCGGCCACCUUCUCGGCCAGGGUCCUCAGGAGGAAGGAGAUGGAUGUAAUGUGGAAAAGAAAUGGUACCUACUACCAGACCACGGACCGAGGCGAGGUGCGGGGUGAUCUUUUCACUCUAACACUCCCGAAUGUCAGCAUGACUGAGAAUGGUGUCUACAGUGCCACUUUCAUGGGAGACAGCCCUCUGUGGAGUGCCUUCUACAGACUAAUCGUCAGAGCGUGCGCUGCAAAGAAAUGGGGUCCAUCCUGUGAGAAGGACUGUCCUGACUGCCUGAAUGGGGGCAUCUGUCAUGACCAUGUCGGUGAAUGCAUCUGUCCUCCUGGCUUCACAGGCACCCGCUGUGAGAGAGCCUGCCGGGAAGGCCAGUUUGGCCGCAACUGCCAGGAGACGUGCCAGAGAGCCCAGGGCUGCAGGGGGCUGAGCUUCUGCCUGCCGGACCCCUAUGGCUGCUCCUGUGCCUCAGGGUGGAGCGGCUCCCGCUGCACCCAAGCCUGUCCCCCAGGAUACUAUGGCCCCGACUGCGCUCUGAUGUGUGCCUGCCGGAAUGGUGGCAGUUGUAACCGCUUCAGUGGCUGCAUCUGCCCUGCAGGCUGGCAUGGGCAGCACUGCGAGAAGUCAGACCGCUUCCCCCAGAUCAUCAAACUAGCCUCAGAGCUGGAGUUCAACCUGGGCUCAGAGCCCAUCAUCAGCUGCGUGGCCACCGGCAACCCGCUGCCUGCAAGCGAUGGCGUGGAGCUGCGCAAGGCUGAUGGCACCAUGCUCAAGCUGGUCAAAGCCAUCAUAGAGUCGGGGCAGAUCACGUGCGAGUUUCAGGUGCAGCAUCUGACAAAGGCCGACGCAGGGCUCUGGGAAUGCCGAGUCUCUACUACUGGGGGUCAGGACAGCCGGAAAGUCAAGGUCAACAUUCGAGUGCCACCAGCACCCCUGAGCCCCCCCCGACUGCUGGCCAAGCAGAGUCGCCAGCUUGUGGUGUCACCUGUGGACUGCUUCUCUGGUGAUGGACCCAUUGUCUCUGUCAGAUUGCUCUACAAGCCCAAGGAUGAUGUCUCGGUGUGGUCGUCCAUUGUGGUUGACAACAGUGAAAACAUCACUCUCAUGAACCUCCGGCCAGUGACCGCCUACGUUGUCAAGGUGCAGCUGAGCCGACCAGGGGAUGGUGGUGAGGGCAGCAAGGGACCUGAGGCCAUCAUGGUGACUGAAUGCCUAGAGCCCACAGUCAAACCUGUGAUUGAAGGUUGGUCCAUUGAGGAGAAAAAUACCCUUCACGUCAACUGGAAAUUGCCGAGUAACCAUGAGCCUGCACAUGGGUUCAUUGUCCAUCUCUUUGACUCCGCAAAGCAACUGGUCUGCAAGAAAAACAUCACGUCCAUUUCCGUGCUCUCUGCUCACAUUGGGGGCCUGGAGUUCAAUAAGGAGUAUGGGCUGGAGGUGCUGGUGUAUCACUGCACCAGCCUGGGGCCCCCCUCUGAUCUCUACAAGGUCAUGAUCAACAGCAAAGGGCCUUCCUCCCCACGGUCGCUCUCAGCAGAGCCUGUGUCUGACACAGCCAUCAGGCUCUACUGGCAGGUCCCUGAGUACCCCAACGGGGGCAUCACCAAGUAUAUUGUAGAGCUGCAGCAGGUUGGGGGGACCAGCGAGCCCCAGUGGAUUGACACUGACAAUGGUGCUGAGACAACCAAGAUCAUUGGAGGCCUCAACGCCAGCACCACCUACCAGUUUCGUGUCCGAGCCAACUCCCACGUCCCAGGGGAGUGGAGCCAGCUGGUGAAAGCCAAGACCCUGGGGGAUGGAGCACUGAGUGUGCCACCCAGCUUGGGCAGCCAGAGCACCGAGCAGUCGGGAGUAGACCAGCAGCUGCUCUUGGCCAUCAUCGGCUCCGUGUCCGUCACCUGCCUCACCAUCCUCUUUGCCCUGCUGGCACUUUUUCUCAUCAAGAAGAACUUUUUCCACCGGCGCCGCACCUUCACAUACCAGUCUGGCUCGGUGAGUGCUGCCUGCCCUGCCAGGACAGUGUCCCCAGCUCCCCACGUCCCAGCCCGAUCCAGGUCACGCUCCAUAGCCUCCAGUCCGGAUGCAGCCAGACCUCACCUCCACACAGAGAGGGGAGAAGAGACCAUCCUGCAGUUCAACUCAGGGACCCUGACCCUGACGCGCCGGCCCAAGCCACAGCCCGAACCCCUCAGCUACCCCAUCCUGGAGUGGGAGGACAUCAAGUUUGAGGACAUGAUUGGGGAAGGGAACUUUGGGCAGGUCAUCAGGGCCAUGAUCAAAAAAGAUGGCUUGAAAAUGAAUGCAGCCAUCAAGAUGCUGAAAGAGUUUGCCUCAGAGAAUGACCACCGGGACUUUGCUGGAGAGUUAGAGGUGCUGUGCAAGCUGGGCCAUCACCCCAACAUAAUCAACUUGCUGGGCGCCUGUGAGAACAAGGGUUACCUGUAUAUUGCCAUCGAGUAUGCCCCCUAUGGAAACCUCCUUGACUUCCUCCGCAAAAGCCGAGUUCUGGAGACUGACCCCGCCUUUGCCAAGGAGCAUGGCACCGCGUCCACCCUCACCUCCCAGCAGCUCCUCCAGUUUGCUUCAGACGUGGCCAAGGGGAUGCAGUACCUGAGUGAGAAGCAGUUCAUUCACAGGGACCUGGCAGCCAGAAAUAUCCUGGUGGGAGAAAACCUGGCCUCCAAGAUCGCCGACUUUGGCCUCUCCAGGGGGGAGGAGGUCUACGUGAAGAAGACAAUGGGCCGCUUGCCAGUUCGCUGGAUGGCCAUCGAGUCCCUCAACUACAGCGUGUACACCACCAAGAGCGAUGUGUGGUCCUUUGGCGUCCUUCUCUGGGAGAUCGUCAGCUUGGGGGGCACACCGUAUUGUGGGAUGACGUGUGCUGAGCUCUACGAGAAGCUGCCCCAGGGCUAUCGCAUGGAGAAACCCCGCAACUGUGACGAUGAGGUGUACGAGCUGAUGCGGCAGUGCUGGCGUGACCGUCCCUACGAGCGCCCACCCUUUGCCCAAAUCUCCAUGCAGCUCAUCCGCAUGCUGGAGGCCAGGAAGGCAUACGUGAACAUGGCUUUGUUUGAGAACUUCACCUAUGCAGGGAUUGAUGCCACUGCUGAGGAGGCCUGAAGCUGCACCCAGUUCCAUGCAGCUCCCAGCAGCUUGUGCCCCCAUAGCGGAGGGGUAACGCCAACCCUCAGUCUGCUGGGACACCAAUGUGGGGGCUGCCUGCUACCCCUGCCCAGCAGGUGACCAUGGCUGAAUAACAGUGGCCCCCCUGGAGAGCAUCCUCCCUGUAGCAGGACUGCACUGUGCCCUUCCCAGUUGCUUCCUGAUGCAUGCUGGCUGGGGGACAGCCCCAAAGGACAAGUGCCCGCUGUGUGCCCUACACAGUGUCUGCAGCAGAAAGAAGGGCCCGGUCUCCAGGAGCUGGGAUGCUGCAGCCCACGCCCUGGCAAGACACAAACAUCCAAACUGUAGAGUGAGAAGUGGAAGCAGAGACCGGGCAGCUCCCUACUCUGCAGUUCUCAGCAUGCUCCACUGCAAGCAGAUGGCGAGCAUCACUCCGGCAUGGGAUGCAGCAGCCCCAGUGAAGGAGGAAUGAUGUGCACAGUCUCCAGCUCAACACUGCCCCUUGGAACUCAAUGGCUAUGUUUUAUGGUCAAUAAACAUUGUACAAGGGACAUCUGGCUCCGGUGGAGGGAUGGGGAGUUGAUGCUUUGCUGCUCUUCUGGAGGAUGUGCCCAGUCCCCAGCCCAUCCCUCUGGGGUGUUGUAUAUGACCCCAUGGCAAGGCAUUU
Messenger RNA from Phasianus colchicus (ring-necked pheasant), 6554 nucleotides. RefSeq names its product tyrosine kinase with immunoglobulin like and EGF like domains 1 (gene TIE1). Gene Ontology annotation, molecular function: protein binding; ATP binding; transmembrane receptor protein tyrosine kinase activity. The record is from RefSeq and is a predicted model, not a curated record. Gene Ontology annotation, biological process: positive regulation of kinase activity; protein phosphorylation; cell surface receptor protein tyrosine kinase signaling pathway. Gene Ontology annotation, cellular component: plasma membrane; signaling receptor complex. NCBI's taxonomy places the organism in Eukaryota, Metazoa, Chordata, Aves, Galliformes, Phasianidae.